AUGGCAGAGCAUGAUAUCGUGGUUUUUGCCGGCGACCAUUGCGGCCCCGAGGUCGUUGCCGAGGGCAUCAAGAUUCUCAAAACGAUCGAGCAGCACAGACCGAGCGUUGGCAAAUUUAUGCUCAAGGAGCAUCUGUUGGGAGGUUGUUCCAUCGAUGCCGCGGGCACCCCUUUGACCGACGAGGCCCUACGCGCAGCCAAGUCGGCAGACGCGGUCCUACUCGGCGCAAUUGGCGGCCCAAAAUGGGGCACCGGCUCCGUUCGGCCGGAGCAAGGCUUGUUGAAGCUGCGCAAGGAAAUGGGAACUUACGGAAACCUCCGACCUUGUUUCUUCGCCUCCGAAGCCCUCGUCGACUCGUCACCUCUCAAGGCUGAGAUAUGUCGAGGAACCGACUUUGUCAUUGUCCGCGAGUUGACCGGUGGAAUCUACUUUGGCGACCGCAAAGAAGACGAUGGCUCAGGCACCGCGUGGGACUCGGAGCCCUACUCACGUCCGGAAAUCGAGCGCGUGGCGCGUCUGGCAGGGUUCCUCGCCCGCGGUCGCGGAGACAAGACGGUCUGGUCUCUCGACAAGGCCAACGUGCUGGCCACCAGCCGCCUGUGGCGAAGGGUCAUGACCGAAACCUUUGAGGCGGAGUUCCCCGACCUCAAGGUUGAGCACCAACUGAUUGACAGCGCGGCCAUGAUCCUCGUCAAGAAUCCUCGAGGCUUGAACGGCGUGGUUGUCACUAGCAAUCUCUUCGGCGAUAUUAUUAGCGACGAGGCUAGUGUUAUUCCCGGCAGCAUUGGACUUUUGCCCAGCGCAAGCUUGAGUGGUGUCCCGGACGGCAAUGCUAAGUGCAAUGGCAUCUACGAACCCAUCCACGGUUCCGCUCCUGAUAUUUCUGGAAAAGGCAUCGUCAACCCCCUCGGCACCAUCCUGUCGGUGGCCAUGAUGCUGCGGUAUUCGCUACGCUUACCCGAGGAAGCUAAGGCAGUCGAGGCCGCUGUCAAAGCUGCCAUCGACGCCGGACUCAGGACGAAAGACAUGGGUGGCAACGCCGGCACCAAGGAAGUGGGAGAUGAGGUGGCCAAGCACCUAGCGGCCGUCUUGACCAAGUCUUGA
Messenger RNA from Metarhizium album ARSEF 1941, 1104 nucleotides. RefSeq names its product Isocitrate/isopropylmalate dehydrogenase. Gene Ontology annotation, biological process: L-leucine biosynthetic process. Lineage: Eukaryota; Fungi; Ascomycota; Sordariomycetes; Hypocreales; Clavicipitaceae. Gene Ontology annotation, molecular function: magnesium ion binding; 3-isopropylmalate dehydrogenase activity; NAD binding. The coding region runs from base 1 to 1104 and encodes 367 amino acids. Gene Ontology annotation, cellular component: cytosol. The transcript has 5 exons. The record is from RefSeq and is a predicted model, not a curated record.